GUCAUUAUAGAUGUAAAGUCCUGUAGACUUGUGAACUUAGGAAAUGAUAUGUAGUGAGAACAUUAGUAAAUUGUCUAUGCUUUUUUAUUGCAGUGGUGUGGUUACUGUAGACAUUGACCUGGAUAGUCGCGACGUCAACCAGUGUAAUACAGAUCACGGCCUCUUCUCCUUCUCUGACAAAUGUCCCCCGGAAACCACUCAGUGUGAACAUAAACCGGGCCAAGGAUUAGCAUUAGGGAGUUACGUGUGUGUAUGUCGGACAGGAUUCUACUUUCCUAAUACUAGUAAUGACGGUCAGUUUUACUCGGGAUCUAUGCUAGAAAGUGUGUAUUUGGAAAAACUCAACAAUGGAACCAACUUCACAGGAGAAGGAUUUCAGUGUGUGCCGUGUCUCCGUGGCUGUACACAGUGUGUUGAUAGCACGCCUUGUAUGGCAGACUAUAAUAUUUUACUACGUGGCAUACCGCUAGGAAUUCAAAGUUUCUGUAUCACUGUGACACUUGUUAUUGCAGUGGCAGUAAUACGACUACGUAAAACCAAGGUAAUGGUCAGUGGGAUGUGGACACUGCUGGAAAUAAUACUUAUAGGAGCUGUGCUUUUGUACGUAACGGUGAGUCAUUCAGCCAAAAUUCUUACCGGAGUUAUUUCGGAAACUCCUCAGAAACAGAUUUGGUUUAUUUAUAGAACACAAUUCAGUAAAUUAUCAUAUUUGACGAACGAGAGCUAUACCUUCUGUUAA
This is a messenger RNA of Mizuhopecten yessoensis (Yesso scallop), 739 nucleotides long. RefSeq names its product probable G-protein coupled receptor 158. Bases 44 to 739 code for a protein of 231 amino acids. The record is from RefSeq and is a predicted model, not a curated record. Lineage: Eukaryota; Metazoa; Mollusca; Bivalvia; Pectinida; Pectinidae. The transcript is spliced from 3 exons.